UGUUUUGCAAGACGAGCAAAAAGUUUUAAUAAAUUUUAACUUGAUAUACGUGCGAGGUCUUGCAAUACGAGUACCUGUAGUACGUAUACGCUGCUUUGUCUGCCGAGCGUCACGUGAUCACUACUGAGCCGAUGGUUCUUCUCCCACAUGCUCGGUCUCAGUCAGCGUGCUUAACUUGUAUAGUCAACAUCCGUGUGAGCGUAUUCUGUUUACUAUAGUGUUGUAACUGUUGUGACUGUGUAGUAACUGUACUGCGACAAUGACCCCCAUGAAGAAGGCGAUGGCGAUAAGAAAAAGGAGAUGAUUACGGUGGAAGUUAAGGAAAUCAUCGAGAAGCACAAACGAGGUAUGCGAGUAGCUGAGUUGCGAGUAGUCAGUUGUCGAUGAAAUUGUGUUCUUGGGACUGGAGGUGAAUGAAGACGACAUUCAAGAGCUGGUGGAGGAACAUGGCCAGGAGCUGACCACCGACGAACUGAUGGAUCUGCAUCACGAGCAACAGCUAGAGGUUAUGGAGGAGGAGGAGGAGAAAAAGGCGGAGAAAUCCCUCACUUCAAAUGAGAUUAGGGAGGUUUCUUAUAGCCCAAAGCAAAAAUGGCCACUUCCAGUUCAAAGCUGAAUACAGCUGUGACACAGUGGUACAUGGACCUGCCACAGGGAGACAAAGUGCAGGCCAUGUACAUCUGGAUUGAUGGGACCGGAGAGGGACUCCGAUGCAAGACCAGGACUCUGGACUCGGAACCCAAGACUAUUGAAGAUCUCCCAGAGUGGAAUUUUGGUGGCACCAGUAUAUUCCCGGUUGAGAGGUCGAACAGUGACAUGUACCUCAUACCAAAGGCUAUCUUUAGAGACCCAUUCAGGAAGGACCCCAACAAGCUGGUUCUUUGUGAGGUUCUCAAAUACAACAGGAAACCUGCAGUAACUAAUCUUCGUCAGAUGUGUGACAAGAUCAUGAGCAUGGUGGAGGACCAGCAUCCAUGGUUUGGAAUGGAGCAGAAGUACACACUUCUUGCUAUAGAUGGUCAUCCAUUUCGCGGGCCCUCAAAUGGUUUCCCAGGACCACAAGGUCCUUAUUACUGUGGUGUGGGAGCAGAUAAGGCCUGUGGCAGGGACAUUGUUGAGGCUCAUUAUAGAGCCUGUCUGUAUGCUGGGGUUAUGAUUUGUGGCACCAAUGCAGAAGUCAUGCCUGUCCAGUGGGAAUUUCAAGUCUGUCCUUGUGAAGGCAUCAGCAUGGGAGAUCACCUGUGGAUAGCUCGUUUUAUCCUGCACAGGGUGUGUGAAGGCUUUGGUGUUGUGGCCUCCUUUGACCCCAAACUCAUUACAGGCAACUGGAAUGGUGCUGGCUGCCAUACAAACUUCAGUACGAAAAACAUGCGGGAGGAGGGAGGCCUCAGGCAUGUUGAGGAGGCUAUUGAGCGGCUGGGCAAGAGGCACCACUACCACAUUCGUGCCUACGACCCAAAAGGGGGGCUUGACAACGUCAGACGUCUCACUGGCCAUCAUGAGACCUCCAACAUCAAUGAGUUCUCUGAAGGCUAUUUUGAGGAUCGCCGUCCCUCAGCUAACUGCGACCCAUAUGCUGUGACUGAAGCAAUCAUUCGCACAUGUCUACUUAAUGAGGAUGAAGAGCCCACAGUGUACAAAUGAACUGCAAAGAACUCCCACGUGCCUUCUUUAAAAUAAGUGCUUUGGGGAAGCUUAUCCAGGAAACUUAUUGGCUUUCCUCCUCCC
Molecule: messenger RNA, 1728 nt
Organism: Ictalurus punctatus (channel catfish)
Lineage: Eukaryota; Metazoa; Chordata; Actinopteri; Siluriformes; Ictaluridae
Product: glutamine synthetase
Exons: 7
Coding region: 592-1644 (350 amino acids)
Cellular component (GO): cytoplasm
Molecular function (GO): glutamine synthetase activity
Source: RefSeq, a predicted model, not a curated record